AUGGAAGUAGAGGUGAACUGGGAAAAUUUCCAUUAAUAAUACAGAUAAUUAAGAAAAUACUCAAUUAUGUUACAAAUUUAUACAAACUCCCAAACUCUUCUACACUUGUGAAGCAGGCAUUUCUCAGCUCCAAAGAAUUAUACCUAAAUGGUAAAGAAUCUUUUUAUUCAAAUACUGUAAAUCUAUUGCAUAAACAUUUCCCCACACUGGAAAAAACAGUCGAUUUAGAACAUUUUAUCAAUGACAACAAAGUAAAAAAUAUAAUCGAUCAAAUAACAAUUAACUAGAAAAUACAUGCAUGCAAAAACCCUCACCUUACUGACAAAACAUUAUGUUUUCCGAAUAUGAAAAAUUGAAAGUAUAGUUGUCAUGGUAACACGAUAAUUUUAAGAAUAGUUUUGAAAUUGAAAAAUCCCCACAAAAUAUCACUUUUAAUAACAAAAUUUGGCCCUUCCAAAGAACAUCAUUUACAUGACCGUCAGUACAAAAUACUCUAUUUUUAAUAAUUUAUACUGAGAAUGCCUCCCAAAAGACAGCAAGCAUGGAAAGACCUAGAAAACAAAAUGAAAAACAAGCAGAUUAAGGUGAAUACAGUACAACAACGGGGAAAGAAAGCUGGUUCUGCACCACACGAGCUAAUAGUACAGCGCUUGGCAUCUGAGCCGGAUCACAAACAGACGUUAAAACCAGUGCAACCGAGAGAAUUUGUGGCUUAUGAGUACGAGGAUUUAACAUUACCAAAUCUGAAGAAGGCAUGUGGAGCCCAUUUUCGCCUGCCAGCCAGUUCCUGCGAUGUUGUUGUGACGAACAAGUGACCUUCAUGUACCAACAUCAACCAAAUACCGCACAGGAAGGACAAGGUAGGCAACUUUUUUUCACAACUGUAGAAUAAACGCAUUCAGAUAUUUAAAAUUCAGGGUGUGCAAUUUCCAGGGUGUGCCAAAUUUCGGUACUUAGCCCCAAAAAACAGAUAUAUUGUCCUUUGCGCGGAAAUAUUUAACACACAAAUAAGACUGGGGCCCAACAGCACCUCGGGGCAAUUCCCCCCCCCCCCCUUUCGGCGGCCCUGGCAAUUUCACUGAGGAUAAAUAUCCAGUAUAAAUGUAUAUUAUACUAUAUAAAUCAUGAUCCACUGCCCUGUCUCAAUGUUCUGAAACAGGGAAAUUAUCAGACUGGAACUUGUUCUCACUAUCCUGUCUGCUGGUAUGUUUUGUCUCUAAUGGUAACUUUCCAAAAUCAAAUAUAAAAGUUUCAACACACGACUUUCACAUAUAUCAUAGAUACACACUGGUAUGUGCCUUAUGUUUCAUUUACCGUACAAUCCUGACAGUAGCAGUCCUCUUGAAGUAGUGGUCCCCUGUAAGUAGCAGUCCCCUAAAAGUAGCGGCCCCUGCAUGUUGUACCCUCCCCUCUGAAAGUAGUAGCAAAUUUGUUAUGUUUAAAAAAUAUUAGAAAGUAGCUACCCCCUGAAAGCAGCACCCCCCACCCACCCAUAAGUAAUGAGUGGGCUAUAAACAGUAUUUGAUAAGAGUACGCUUCCAUGAUAAAAUGAUGAUGAUAAGGAAAAGAAAUGAUGAAGAAGGAAAAAAGCUUGGUUUCAGGGAAUUGUAACAGGAUGAUAACAAGAAUAUUCAACUGGUGUUAACAUAUUUUACCACCCAAAAGUGACACCCACCUGUAACGCACCUAUCAAUGUUAACCCCCAGAGGGGGUGGGGGGGCAUAAGUGGGGUAUUUGCUCAUCAAUUGCAUCCCCUCCCUGGGGAUUUUGAUUAGCAUUUGGCCCUGAGUUGGGGCAAUUUGAACUGAAUGACUUUUAUUAAUAUAAUAUUUAUUGCAAUUUUGGUGGGGCAUUUGACCAAUAUUUGUUGCCCGACGGUGGGAUUGAAAUUUGAUUGAAAAUUUGCUCAAAAAGCAAAUGCCCCACCUAUGCCCGACCACCCCCCCCUCUGGGGCUUAACAUUGAUAGGUGCAUAAGUAGCCUCCCUCCAAAAGUAGUGGCUCCUAACAGCAGAUGAAACCAGAGUGGGGGGGGGGGCUACAUUAAAGGAUUCGACUGUAUUGUAAAACUUGGGAUAUUUGGGUCAAAUGCAUAUAAUCAAUACAAAACAAACAGGGGGAGUAAAUUGUGUUCACAUUGUGUCUCAUUAUUUGUUUAAUGAUAGGUGUACCUUGUGCGAUUUAAAUUAGAAAGCACUGAGCAAGACGGGGAGGAGUGGUCAAUUCAAAGCGAGUUACAAAAUAGCAUGCCUGAAUACCUUGCAUCUCCAAGUAACAGUGAGAAGGAUGAAGAUAUUGAAGAAACUGUGUACCCAGCAUCCAUUUCUAUUGAUGCAUUGAUGAAAGCCGGGCAGCUUGUUAAACCCAGGAAAAAGAACCAUGUGACAUUAACGCUAGAAAAGUUUAACAUCAAGGACCAGGAAUGGGUGACAGUUAAAAAUCCCCUUGAUUUGGUGGUGGAGACUGAUAGCUUUUCCUCUGGAGGAUUCCGAAAUGCUUUUCUGGGAGUAAGUAAAGAUAAAGAUAAAUGGGUCAUCAAGACCUAUAAUGAUAAGGCUACAGAUACCAUCACUGGAACAUUAGAAAGCACUGUUGAAGACCAUACACGCAAACAGAUCCAAAUGCAUUGUGCUGCCUAGGCACCUGGCAAAAAUGUUUGGUACCAAACCACCUGAGGAAUUUGGCCAAUGCUUCACAUUCAAUCAUGCAUACUACACACUAUACCAAGGCCAGCCAGCAACUGUUGAGGAAUUUGUUGAAGGGACAUUUAGGAAGUAUAUUAAUAACAAUGGCAAAGUAUGCAAACAACCAGAAACUGGCAGCACUGCUGAUAUGAAGACCAUUUUUGAAAAGGCAGAAUGCCCAGUUCAUUUCUCGUAUGUUCAAAGCUCAGAGAAAUUGAUGCUUCUUGAUCUUCAAGGUGCAAAGUAUCAUUUGUAUGAUCCAGAAAUUGCCACAACAGAAUUGCAUAGUGAGAAUGACGAGGUUUACUUCUGCUGUGGUAAUCUAUCAACCAUCAGUAUUGGUGAAUUCAAAGAAAACCACAAUUGCAACAAAUUCUGUGAGAUAAUGGCCCUAAAACGUGAAACCUUACUUUUCAACAGUACUUGA
Paramuricea clavata is the source of this 3110-nucleotide messenger RNA. NCBI's taxonomy places the organism in Eukaryota, Metazoa, Cnidaria, Anthozoa, Malacalcyonacea, Plexauridae. The record is from the annotation of a GenBank genome assembly.